GAGCAACAACAAGCAGGAAGAGCAACAAUGAGCAAGAAGAGCAAUGUUUUUCGGUCAGCAGGUCGUACUGUUGCGUCAAUUCACUUGACUGACUGGUAAGAGGAAGUUUUCAAAAUAGGUGAUAGAUAACGUUGAAGAUGGCUUAUUUGGAACCCACUUUGGUCUCCAUUUCCGAACCCUCCGCGUCUGCAGCGCUUCUAGUACUCAUGGCGUCCUCUUCUAGUUGUCAUUUCGGCUGCUUGGAGAUCUUUAACCCCGUAUGCGCCUCCAAUGGCCAGACCUUCGGCAAUGCAUGCGAGUUCAACCGGACAAAAUGCGCGUCUGGAAAUGACACACUCGUGAUCGUGUCACAUGGAGCAUGUAGCAGUGGAAAUGGCAGUGGAAGUCGAAGUGAAGACGCUUGUCUGCAAGAAUUCGCGUGUCUGGACGUGUACACGCCCGUGUGCGGCUCCGACCAACAGACCUACAGCAACGAGUGCUUUUUGAGACGAGCGCAAUGUUUCAAUGGGUCAUUAACGUUGGUACAUGACGAAGAAUGCAACAGUUCUACGAUCAAUGCAGACGAAGACUUUGCGAGCUCUACGUCUGGCUCAGGAAUCUGCACCGAGAGCGUCUGCACGAAGGAAUUUCGUCCUCUCUGCGGCUCGGAUGGCGUCACGUACAGCAACGAGUGCCUCUUUCGGAACGCUCAGUGCGUCAAUACGUCCCUCACACUUGCGUUCGAAGGAGAAUGCAGCACCUCGGCGACAUCUUCAGCGUCCGGCGCUGAGCCAGGGCCCGUCGUGGGGUCAGACGCCUCUACCAGCUCCCAGUCAGCCUCAUCAGAGACCGAUAGUGCCGAUAUCUCGCGCAAGAGCUCUACGCUGAUCUCCAUCAUGGCUGUAUUACUAGCUGUACUCACGUUGUAGCUGCAUUACUAGUGCUUUAAGUAUCAAUUCCAGCUCCAUUCGACGCUAUGAAUGCUGUGGUGACCGUUCAAAGGCUAAAACUGCCACUUGC
Molecule: messenger RNA, 999 nt
Organism: Phytophthora nicotianae INRA-310
Lineage: Eukaryota; Oomycota; Peronosporomycetes; Peronosporales; Peronosporaceae
Exons: 1
Coding region: 138-908 (256 amino acids)
Molecular function (GO): protein binding
Source: RefSeq, a predicted model, not a curated record